CUCCACCGCAGGCCCAGUUGCGGGCUCCAACCCAGGGUCCCGGGACGCUCUCGAGGGGACAUGCUGAGGCGGACUCUGGAAAACCGGGACGCCCAGACCAAACAGCUGCAGGAUGCGGUCUCCAACGUGGAGAAGCACUUUGGGGAGCUGUGCCAGAUCUUCGCGGCGUACGUGCGUAAAACGGCCCGGCUUCCAGACAAACCAACCUCCUGGUGAAUGAAAUCAAUGCUUAUGCUGCCACCGAGACGCCCAACCUGAAGCACGGCCUGAAGGUCUUUGCUGAUGAGUUUACCAAACUUCAGGAUUAUAGGCAAGCUGAGGUUGAAAGACUUGAAGCCAAAGUAGUUGAACUUUGAAAAGUUAUGGAACUAUUGUGAAAAUGAAACGGGAUGAUCUCAAAGCAACUUUAACAGCAAAGAGUCGAGAAGCUAAGCAGUUAACUCAACUAGAAAGGACGCAUCAACGGAAUCCAUCAGAUCGGCAUGUCAUAGUAUCCUUUCAAUUUUGAAGAAAAAAUUAUUUUGUCAUUUAGUUGAUAAAAAGGCAGAAACAGAAUUACAGAGAGCUACAAUGGAUGCCACCAGAACAAGUCGGCACCUGGAAGAAACAAUUGACAAUUUUGAAAAGCAAAAAAUAAAGGACAUAAAGAAUAUAUUUUCAGAAUUUAUAACUAUUGAAAUGCUGUUCCAUGGUAAAGCUUUAGAAGUCUACACUGCUGCCUACCAAAAUAUACAGAAGAUUGAUGAAGAAGAAGAUCUAGAGAUUUUUUGGAGCUCUCUCUAUCCACCUGACUAUUCAACUUGUUUAGAUAUUGUUCGAGCAAAUUCAAAAUCUCCUCUUCAGAAAUCUAUUUCUAUCAAGUGUAUAUCCGGAUCAGGACAGCAGAUUCCUACCACUCGGAUAAGAAAAGAUCACCAAGAUGACGAUGAAGAGGAUGAUGAAUUGGACGUUACAGAAGAAGAAAAUUAAUUUUAUAUGUGCUUUUAACAGUUCCCCUCAAAAUCAUCAACUUCAGCUUAUUAAAUGUGUCAAUUGCCCAAAAAAAGCAAUAAGAAAUUAACAUGUCUAUAUGUAUACAUAUAUGCACCAUUAACAGGUAUUUCAAAAGAAUCUAUUGGUUUUUUAAAGUAAAUGGUUUUUGAGGAAUUAACUUCAGAAUGGAAUGUGAUUAAAGGAAAUUUCUGUAGCCCCAAAAUUAAGUAGCUAAAAUGAAAAACAUGCCAUUAGCUUUGUUCUGUUACCAAGGUUAUGGUAUUUGUUUAAAUAUAAAUUUCAUUUUUAAAGAAUUUCAAAAUAAUUAUCGUGAGAGCUGUCUUUAAGCCAUUGUCAUAUCACACAAAUAAAUGUGACAGUGGCCAAAAAA
Messenger RNA from Monodelphis domestica (gray short-tailed opossum), 1363 nucleotides. The record is from RefSeq and is a predicted model, not a curated record. Lineage: Eukaryota; Metazoa; Chordata; Mammalia; Didelphimorphia; Didelphidae.